ACUAACUUAUGAACACUUCCCAAGUCCCAACUUCACGACAACGAACUUUAAGUUAAAAAUAUUACGAAAUUGGAACCCCAACCCCCACUCUCUUUAUUCUGCUUAAUCUCUACUUCUACUUCUUCUGGGUCUCUGAAAAUCCCUGCAAAGUUUCGAGCUUUAAGCUUUAAGCAGCUUAAUUAAGCUUAAGCUGCAAAUCCUCUACCGCCGCAGAAAUCCCAGAAUCCAGAGAUUGAAGGAAGUGGAUCUGGCUUCUGGGUUUCACGUGAAACAGAGAGAGAUGAGAGCGUGAGCUACUUCUGAAGCUUUCCGUUUUGGGAGCUGAGAAAGUGCUUAAUGCAAAAGCAGCUUAUUAAUUGAGUGAGUAAUGAAGCGGAAGGCGGGUCCGCAGAAAGCGCAGCAAAAAUGGAAGAGGAAGCUUUUGGCUUUGAUUCUGGUGGGGCUCUGCUUCGGGGCGUUGGUGCUGCUGAUGCACACUCGCUACAGUCGGAUUAUGACCCUCGUUUCGUUGCGAAAUUCUCAGCAAAAUCAACGGCCUAAGAUCGCCUUCUUGUUCAUCGCUCGCAAUCGCAUUCCGUUAGACGUUCUUUGGGAUGUUUUCUUUCAGGGAGGGGAGAGUAGGUUUUCGAUUUAUGUUCACUCAAGGCCGGGGUUUCUGUUCAACAAGGCCACCACAAGAUCAGUUUUUUUCUUGAAUCGUCAAGUCAAUGAUAGUAUACAGGUAGAUUGGGGAGAAGCAAGCAUGAUUGAAGCAGAGCGUAUAUUACUCAGACACGCACUCGAGGAUCCUCUCAAUCAACGCUUUGCCUUUGUUUCUGAUAGCUGCAUUCCCCUCUACAAUUUCAGCUAUAUAUAUGACUACAUCAUGUCAGAGAGAACCAGUUUCGUAGACAGCUUUGCUGAUACGAAAGAGGGCCGCUAUAAUCCAAAAAUGUAUCCUGCAAUUCCUGUCCAUAACUGGAGAAAAGGAUCACAGUGGACUGUUUUGACCAGGAAGCAUGCCGAGGUUGUAGUGAAAGACGAUACAGUCCUUCCUAUGUUUCAGUUGCACUGCAAGAGAAAAUCGCUACCUGAGUUUUGGCGGGAUCGUCCCAUUCCCGCUGAUACAUCCAAGGAGCACAAUUGCAUUCCGGACGAGCAUUAUGUUCAGACAUUACUGGCUCAAGAAGGCCUUGAAGGAGAACUCACACGUAGAUCACUGACACACACGUCAUGGGAUUUAUCAUCCUCUAGAGACCGUGAACGCCGUGGAUGGCACCCUUUGACUUACAAAUAUUCAGAUGCUACUCCCACGCUUAUUGAAUCGAUAAAGGAGAUAGAUAAUGUCUACUACGAGACUGAAUACCGGAGAGAAUGGUGUAGCAGCAAGGGAAAACCAUCUCGUUGCUUUCUUUUUGCUCGAAAAUUUACCCGCCCUGCUGCUCUCAGGCUUCUUAACACGACUGCACUGAAACUCAACCGGAGCAACGAUUAAAGUCUAACCGGUGGUAAAGUUUAUUUUCCGGUAAACCGGCUAGUGAUUGAUCCAUGGUAGGAAAUAGUAAUUAGAUUUGCAAUGAGAGGAAUAAACGAAAGAGGAGGUUGUGUAUAUUUUGUGGGGGUAAAGGUGUUUACUGUGGUAUGUAUUCUUUUUAGAACAAAAGAAAAAUAAGAAUCGGUAUUGAAGUGAAUGGUUGUAUGGGGAUUUAAGUCGAGACGGUGAGAGAUUCAUUAUCACCUCAUACUGAGAUCACAUUAAGCACGCCUCGAGCCCUCUCGGGUUAGGGUGGCAUAUUGCACCCAGAUCAAAAAAUAAAAAGCAACCAUUGCAUUCUUUCGUUAA
Pyrus x bretschneideri (Chinese white pear) is the source of this 1822-nucleotide messenger RNA. Its product is annotated as glycosyltransferase BC10. Lineage: Eukaryota; Viridiplantae; Streptophyta; Magnoliopsida; Rosales; Rosaceae. The record is from RefSeq and is a predicted model, not a curated record. The transcript has 11 exons. Gene Ontology annotation, cellular component: membrane. The coding region runs from base 368 to 1474 and encodes 368 amino acids. Gene Ontology annotation, molecular function: glycosyltransferase activity.